AUGGAGAAGCUGAUCUCGGAGAACCAAUCGGCCUUUGUCCCGAACAGAGCUAUCGGUGACAAUGUGCUUAUCACUCAUGAGGUACUUCAUUUCUUAAAGACCUCUCAGGCGGAACAGAGAUGUGCUAUGGCGGUGAAGACAGACAUGAGCAAAGCCUAUGACCGCCUUGAAUGGGACUUUAUUGCCGCAGUGCUGGCUCGGUUGGGAUUCCACCGAGACCUUAUUGGCAUGAUCAUACAGUGUAUUUCAUCUGUUACAUACUCCUUCCUCAUUAACGGCUUGCCUAGAGGGAAGGUAGUACUGAGCCGAGGGAUUCGUCAAGGCGACCCCCUCUCUCCCUACAUAUUCAUAAUGUGUAGUGAAGUCCUCUCGGGAUUAUGUAAUCGAGCUCAAGAAGAAGGGCUGAUACAAGGGAUCAAAGUUGCGAGAGGAUGCCCUAGUAUUAGCCACUUACUUUUUGCAGACGAUACAAUGUUCUUUCUCAGUGCCAAUGAAGCGAAUUGCGAUGCACUCAAGUCCAUACUCGACAGCUAUGAAUCUGCCUCGGGGCAGUCCAUUAAUAGAGAUAAGUCCGCAAUCACUUUCUCAAAGAGAGCUCCAGCCACGCUCAAGAGUUCUAUCAUGGACAAGCUUCAAAUACAAAAAGAAGGAGGAGUGGGGAAGUACCUCGGACUACCGGAGCACUUUGGACGUCGUAAACGGGAUUUAUUCUCUUCCAUAGUGGAUCGUAUCAAGCAAAAAGCCAGGAGCUGGUCUACAAAAUUCCUAUCCUCAGCCCGCAAGCUAGUCAUGUUGCAAAGUGUACUGUCGGCAAUGCCUUCCUACUCUAUGACCUGUUUUAUGCUCCCCAAGUCUCUGUGCAAACGCCUCCAAUCGGUGGUCACUCGUUACUGGUGGGAUAACAAAGAAGGAGAAAGGAAAAUGGCAUGGGUGGCUUGGGACAAGAUAGCCACACCGAAGGCUGUUGGGGGACUCGGGUUGCGAGACUUUGAAAAGUUUAAUGAAGCUUUACUUGCAAAAAUCGGCUGGAGGCUUCUUAAGCAGCCUGACUGUCUCCUUGGCAAGGUUCUGAAGGGGAAAUAUUUUCCAGACUCUACUAUACUGCUUGCAGGAGAAACGUCUACUCCCUCUCAUGGGUGGCGAAGUGCACUGAUCGGUAGAGACCUCCUUCUCAAAAAGAUCGGAUGGGCUGUGGGAAAUGGUCAAUCCAUUAAUGUCUGGAGAGAUCCAUGGUUGUCAUUGACAGAACAGGAAUGUCCGAUGGGACUUCCCUCUGAAAAAUAUGCUACGCUCUUGGUCUCGGACUUGCUGGAACCUGAUUCCGGAAACUGGGAUAGAGAGCUAAUUCAGAUAUUGUUCCCAGAGUAUGAAUCGAAAACUCUUUGCAUUAAGCCAAGUUUAACCGGGGCUCCGGACAAACUUAUUUGGCUGGGAACAAAGUAUGGUGAGUACUCAUCCAAAUCUGGGUACUACACUGCCAUUGAAGACCUGUUGCUUGAAGACCCAGCUGAGGCUAGCUUUAAUUGGAAGAAGAAUGUCUGGGCACUGGAUGUCGCUCCAAAGGUGAAAAAUUUCUCUUGGAAAAUCCUGAAAAGGGCCAUCCCUGUUGGCGCCCGACUUGUUGAACGACACAUUGACACCGAUCCUAGAUGCAAGAGAUGUGGGCAAAACGAAUCUAUCACUCAUAUGCUCUUCCAAUGUCAUUAUGCACGAAAGGUUUGGCUUUUAGCUCCUUUCACAACUGACAUGGACUACAGUGGAAUAAUAGAUUUGUUUACUGACUGGCCCGAUCUAAGCGCCCAAAAAUGCCUCCCACCUGCUGGCAUCGCUACUGGUUCACUCUUCCCAUGGAUCUUGUGGUCUUUGUGGAAGAGGACACUCUCUCUAUGGCAAUCAAACUUGCAAGGGAAUGGAGUAUACAUAGUAACCCAGAUAACUCAGGCAACAAGCGAGGAACGCCCCCCCCCCCCUUUGGUUGCACCGGCUGGUGCUGUAACAGUUCGGUCAGAUGCUGCGUGGAAUAUGCUGGAUGCUACUGCAGGUUUGGGUUGGUGCCUCCUCACUACCCCGACAGGUGAAGAUUUCCGGAGGCGACUGGAACAUGUCUCUUCUCCUCUAAUGGCGGAAGGGCUGGCUCUACGAGAGGCUGUUCUGUCAUGCCGUUCAUUGCAACAGAGAGUGCUGAGGUUUGAAUCUGAUUCUUCCCAGCUCAUCAAGACAAUCAACAAUCAGGAGGGGAUAGCUGAACUUCAUAGUGUUGUCUCAGAUAUCUUAUCCCUUGCAUCUGAAUUUGUUAGCGUUUCUUUUGUUUGGAUUUCGAAAGAGAAGAACUCACGAGCGGAUGCUCUGGCUAAAUCAGCCUUGAUUGUAGUUGAACCCCUGGUGGUUGAGGAUGCUUUAAUUGCUCCUAACUAA
Messenger RNA from Raphanus sativus (radish), 2415 nucleotides. RefSeq lists its product as uncharacterized. NCBI's taxonomy places the organism in Eukaryota, Viridiplantae, Streptophyta, Magnoliopsida, Brassicales, Brassicaceae. The record is from RefSeq and is a predicted model, not a curated record. Gene Ontology annotation, molecular function: nucleic acid binding; RNA-DNA hybrid ribonuclease activity. The transcript has 2 exons. The coding region runs from base 1 to 2415 and encodes 804 amino acids.